Molecule: messenger RNA, 249 nt
Organism: Penicillium arizonense
Lineage: Eukaryota; Fungi; Ascomycota; Eurotiomycetes; Eurotiales; Aspergillaceae
Exons: 3
Coding region: 1-249 (82 amino acids)
Source: RefSeq, a predicted model, not a curated record
AUGGCACCGGUUGAGGGUCGCGUAAAAAAGGAGCAGCUGCGCAAGCGCCUCAAAAACUUGCUACGCCGUCACAAUGAUUUCUGGCGCUUGUAUUCAAUCAAAAGCUGGGUGGUUAUGGAAAUGCCAAACGGCCGCAUCUAUACCUACUAUUCUCACCCCGAUGUCGCCGUACCAACUAAACAGGAGAUAACCCAACGUCCUCAGCCUUCGGUCCACAGAUCUCCACCCGACUAUGACCCCUCAAGAUAG